AUGUCUCUCGCAUCGACGAGCUGUUACUGGCCCAAUGGGCAGCUGGUGACGGAGUACAACUACCAACCAUGCAACGCAGGCAGCGAUUCUAAGCAUGCGGCAUGCUGUGAUCUGCGCACGAGUGUCUGCACAGAAUACGGAUACUGUAUCGGGAAUGCCAACUACAUAUACCGCGGUGGAUGCACAGACUCGACGUGGUUGUCGUCGAGCUGCGCUCAAGCUUGCUCCUUUCAAGUCGAGGCAAAUAUCUCCAAUUUUGCAAAUAUCCUCAAUUGCGACUCGGGCGUGGCCUCCGCGACUCAGGAUCAGACCUGGUGCUGCGCGGUGGAUGGUUCGAGCUGCUGCGACAGCAGCUUUGCGGUAGCCUUCGGCAGACCGUAUUUCCCAACGAGUAGCACGUCCACCGUUGCCAGCACCUCGACGACUGUCUCUUCUUCCGGCACGGAAAAGACUUCAGCAACCACAGCAACCACUGGUCCUGCAGCACCCACGACGCCGAGCACAAACAACCGUACCGACACACGGUCGAUCGGCAUAGGCGUGGGGGUAGGUGUUGGCGUUGGCGCUCUGGUCGUCGGCAUUAUGGCGUUUUGGUUCGUCAGAGAGCGAAAGAGGAGGGUCACAGCCGAGCAGAGGUUCCAGGCGAUGGCAGCAGUCGGCGGUCACGAUCCCUCCUUCAUCGCGAAACCGGAACUGGAGCAGCCAUCACACGACCACGCUCGUAUACCAUAUUCGAGGAUGCACGAGGCGAAUUCGCAGUCAUUAUACGAAGUGCAAGGGUGA
Molecule: messenger RNA, 783 nt
Organism: Fonsecaea pedrosoi CBS 271.37
Lineage: Eukaryota; Fungi; Ascomycota; Eurotiomycetes; Chaetothyriales; Herpotrichiellaceae
Exons: 2
Coding region: 1-783 (260 amino acids)
Source: RefSeq, a predicted model, not a curated record